AUGGGGUUGGCUGCCGCAAGGACGAAGCAGAGGUUUGGGUUGGAUCCAAGAAACACGGCGUGGUCUAAUGACACUUCGAGGUUUGGACACAGACAAUUGGAACGGUUUGGUUGGAAACCAGGUAUGGGGCUCGGAAUGAACCCGCUCCACUCGAACAAGUCUCACAUUAAAGUCAGUAUCAAGGACGAUAACGUUGGGCUGGGGGCCAAGAUUGCAAGGUCAAAGGAUAGAAAGGAUGAGUUUGAUAAUGGAGAAUGUCUUGGGUUGGACGUGUUCCAAAGGAUUUUGGGGAAAUUGAAUGGGAAGGAAGUUGAGAUAAACUCAGCGUUGGAGUUGCAAAGGAAGGAUAGGAUACUGAACGGUAAAUGGGGGGUUCAUUUCGUCAAGGGAGCCGUCUUGGCAAGCACUUGGGACCCGGAGACAAAACAAUUGAAAAGUUACUCAAACGGAGGGGAAAAGAGAAGUCGUGGUGACAAUGGGGAUUCAGAUCACUCUAAGAGCAAAAAAAAGAGGAAAAUAAAGAAGCCAAAGAGCGAGGAAAAAUCAAAGAAGCGUAAAGAGGAGAAAAGAUUGAAGAAGCACAAAAAAGAAAAGAAAGCAGAGAAACACAAAGACAAGAAGAAACACAGGGACAAAUCGCACCAUGUAGCGAAAAGUAACUCUGAAGUCGCACAGGUGUCCACAAGGCUUUCCAUUCGUGCUAAAUGGAUCAAACAGAAGAGAGCCGCCGUCAUGGAUUCAAAGGCGUUGAAUGAAAUAUUCAUGGUUACAAACAGUUGA
Messenger RNA from Huiozyma naganishii CBS 8797, 780 nucleotides. RefSeq names its product telomerase inhibitor (gene PXR1). Bases 1 to 780 code for a protein of 259 amino acids. The record is from RefSeq and is a predicted model, not a curated record. The transcript has a single exon. Lineage: Eukaryota; Fungi; Ascomycota; Saccharomycetes; Saccharomycetales; Saccharomycetaceae. Gene Ontology annotation, molecular function: nucleic acid binding.